GCUGCCGUCGGUGGGCACGCAGGCCGGAGAUCCCGCCGUCACCAUGGGCCGUCGCCCCGCUCGCUGUUACCGGUACUGUAAGAACAAGCCGUACCCCAAGUCUCGCUUCUGCCGGGGGGUCCCCGAUGCGAAGAUCCGCAUCUUUGACCUGGGUCGGAAGAAGGCGAAGGUGGACGAGUUCCCGCUCUGUGGCCACAUGGUGUCCGACGAGUACGAGCAGCUCUCCUCGGAAGCCCUGGAGGCCGCCCGCAUCUGCGCCAACAAGUACAUGGUGAAGAGCUGCGGCAAGGACGGCUUCCACAUCCGAGUGCGGCUGCACCCCUUCCACGUCAUCCGCAUCAACAAGAUGCUGUCCUGCGCGGGCGCCGACAGGCUCCAGACCGGCAUGCGAGGGGCCUUUGGGAAGCCUCAAGGCACCGUGGCGAGGGUCCACAUCGGCCAGGUCAUCAUGUCCAUCCGCACCAAGCUGCAGAACAAGGAGCACGUGAUCGAGGCCCUCCGCAGGGCCAAGUUCAAGUUCCCCGGCCGCCAGAAGAUCCACAUCUCCAAGAAGUGGGGCUUCACCAAGUUCAACGCAGAUGAAUUUGAAGACAAAGUGGCGGCCAGGCGUCUCAUCCCAGACGGCUGCGGGGUCAAGUACAUCCCCGAACGUGGCCCCCUGGACAAGUGGCGGGCCCUGCAUUCCUGAGGGCUCUGCUGGAAGAGAAGAAGUAUUAAUGACGGUUAUAGUUUGAAAAUGUUAAUUACGUUUGUAGACUAGAGAAUGUUAAGUUGCGUAUUAUAGAACAUUACGAUGGGAAGUACCUGCCUUAAAGAAAAAGAAAACUGCAGUUUGUGCAGAGAGCAUGUUCUAUUUUGACCCGUGUACUUUAAAUUUUCAAGAGGAUACUGCAGUAUAGCAGACAUUUAGUGAAGGCAUAAACGACACUCUUUCUUGGAUUAAGAAUGUCUGGAGUUGGAAGAUGUGUGUGAAAAGCCUUGUUCAUAGAAAAUAAACAUGAAAAUUA
This is a messenger RNA of Meriones unguiculatus (Mongolian gerbil), 1007 nucleotides long. RefSeq names its product ribosomal protein L10 like (gene Rpl10l). Gene Ontology annotation, biological process: ribosomal large subunit assembly; translation. Lineage: Eukaryota; Metazoa; Chordata; Mammalia; Rodentia; Muridae. The transcript has a single exon. The record is from RefSeq and is a predicted model, not a curated record. Gene Ontology annotation, cellular component: cytosolic large ribosomal subunit; ribosome. Gene Ontology annotation, molecular function: structural constituent of ribosome. The coding region runs from base 44 to 688 and encodes 214 amino acids.